AUGGCCGCUCGAAUUCCCAUCAGCAAGGUCCCGGCCAUGUUCGCCCGCCGCCAGCCUCGGACUAUCCAAAUCUCUAAGCGCAUGCAAUCCUCCUCCGCACCACAAUACCACAAUCCCGCCUACCCCCUCUACCCCUCCGUCAGCCAGCUCCUGCACCAGAAGAACAUCCCCGAGUCAGAAAUCUCCAAGAUUCCCGCCUCAGGACCCAAGGGCCGCCUCCUGAAGGGUGAUGUCCUCGCCUACAUCGGUCAGAUCGCCGCCGAGUACCCAGCCGCACAAGCCACACAGCUCGCCAAGCUGACCCACCUCGACCUGAGCAGCAUCAAGAUCGCAGCACCGGUCACUCCCGCCGCGCCGGCCGCAGAGCUCAAAGAGGAACCGGUUAUCGCUAAGCCGCCGCCUAUGACCUCAAUCGCAAUUUCCGUUUCCCUUGCGGCCGUUUUGUCCGCCCAGAAGAAGAUCCAGGACAACCUAGGGGUCACUGUGCCUCUUUCUAGGUUCUUGGCUGUGGCUACUGAUCUCGCCAACGACGAUUUGCCUCGCGCGAAGAGCGACAAGCCUUCUGCUGAUGAGCUGUUCGAGGAGGUUCUCGGUGCGCAGCCUGUUACCAUUUCGCGUGGUGACUACAUUCCUGAGUUGAAUGCUUACGAGGCUCAGGCUCCCCGUCGGGUGGAGCCUGUCGCUGAGGAUAUUAUUGAUAUUCUGAGUGCCAAGCCUGGCAAGAGGGCUUCUCCGGUAGCGUCCGCCGUUGAGAGCUCUGCUGGUGCUUCCAAUGUCUUCAGCUUGGAAGUUCCGGUUGGUGAGGAGGUUCGCGCGAAGGAGUUCUUGGAGCGGAUCAAGAACCUUCUACAGGUCGAGCCUGCACGUCUGGUGCUUUAA
Penicillium odoratum is the source of this 879-nucleotide messenger RNA. RefSeq lists its product as uncharacterized. Gene Ontology annotation, molecular function: acyltransferase activity. Bases 1 to 879 code for a protein of 292 amino acids. Lineage: Eukaryota; Fungi; Ascomycota; Eurotiomycetes; Eurotiales; Aspergillaceae. The record is from RefSeq and is a predicted model, not a curated record. The transcript is spliced from 2 exons.